UCGGGAUCAACAUUCAAAGAAUGGCAGCGGUCAACCAAACAAAAAUAAUGUUUGCAAAUCUAAUGCGAAAAACAACCCCCAAAAGCAUCUGCAAAAGGUGUUUUUCAGUUACAAGACCAGUACAGGAUGGCAAACCUCUCAUUGGUUUUAUUGGCUUGGGAAACAUGGGAAAUCACAUGGCAAGGAACUUGGUCAGCAAGGGCUACCCUUUGCUUGUAUAUGAUGUGAACACUGCUGCUGUUGAUGGACUUAAACAAGCUGGUGCUAAAGCUGCCAGUAAUCCAGCUGAGAUCGCCUCUAACACAGACAGAAUUAUCACAAUGUUGCCAGCUAGUCAGCAUGUCCAACAGGUCUAUGCAGGUGACAAUGGCGUACUGAGCAAGGUUGUGAAGGGAAGUAUAAUGAUUGACAGCAGUACCAUAGACCCAGCUGUCUCCAAGGAUAUGGCUAAGGCUGCUGAGAGCAAGGGGGCAUUCUACCUGGAUGCACCUGUCUCUGGGGGGGUAAAUGCUGCUCGACAGGCCCUUCUUACCUUCAUGGUGGGCGGACCAGAAUCAAAGUUCCCAGAAGCCCAGGAAAUUUUACAGAACAUGGGCAAGAAUGUAGUUCACUGCGGGUCAGUGGGCACAGGACAGGCAGCUAAAAUUUGCAACAAUAUGUUAUUGGGUAUUUCUAUGAUUGGGACAUCAGAAACCAUGAACCUGGGGAUCAAGCUGGGUCUUGAUCCAAAGAUGCUGGCAAAGAUUCUCAACAUGAGUUCGGGUCGCUGCUGGUCCAGUGAUACUUACAACCCCUGCCCCGGGGUGUUUGAGAAUGUCCCUUCUAGCAAUAAUUAUGAAGGAGGAUUUGGUACUGCACUCAUGACUAAGGAUCUAGGUCUGGCUAACAAUGCAGCCAAGGACACUAACUCUGCCAUCACUCUAGGACGGGAGGCACUAGAGAUUUACACCAAAAUGACCGAAAAAGGAUAUGGAGGCAAGGACUUCUCUGUUAUCUUCAAAAUAUUAGAAGAGAUGUCAGGUCCAGAGGUGGAGAAGAAAAAGAAGGAAUUCUUUGAUCAUUAAUUAAACCAUUCCAUGAAUAUUAACCCAGUGUGUAUAUGUUUGUCAGAGUUUUAAUAUGCCAAAAUGUUUUCUUGCAUAGGAUCUAAACAUUUUUUUUUUACAGGAAGAUUGAACUUUCUUUGUUUCAUGUGCUAUGCUGUCAGUUAAUUGGAGUAAUUGUAUUUACAGAUGUGAUGUUCAUUUUGUUAUUAAUGAAUAACAUUUUUAAAAGAAAGAAAAUACAACUGACUCUCUAUCCACAGGCACCUUGUGUUGAACACAAUAUAUAAUAAUGUAAAAUCAUCAUAAUCUGCUAAUUAAGGCUUGUAAAAGUUUUUAUAUGAAAUUUGUCCACAUCUAUGGAUUGGAAAUGUACCACUACAUUAUAUAUUAGGUGGAUAUGUUGAGAAUAUUUGUUUUGUUGUGCAAAAGAAAACAAGGUCUAAAAUGUCAACAAAAAAACUUGAUGGCCUGCAAACAUCUGUUUACAAAUGUUUUGUGAAAUAUUGUACUCUUUUUGAUAUAUUUUGGUUGUAUAUAUAUACCAUAUAAUUAUAUGCACUGAUUUUCUAUAAUAUUUUCAGAGUUUAACAUCCAGCAGUCUAAAAUAUAACCUUAAAUUUUAAAAAAAUUUUAAAAGUGUGAAAUAGCCAUUACUGUACUGGGGUAAGAAUGAGAUUGAUGUGUGACUUCGAAUGGUCAUUUUAUUUGGUGAUGACCAAAAUUUCAAGCAUCAGAUUAUUAUAAAAGUUUGUUAAAUUGCCUUAGUGUCAUUUGGCUGGUCAGAAAUUUCACAUCGGCAAUGAAAAUUCACACUUACCUUAUGUAUACUGUGUGCACUAGGUCUCUGUGAGUGAACUGCUUCAAAUGAUCAUGCACUGACUGAUAAUUUUUUUUCUCUCCAUUUUAAUGGGGG
This is a messenger RNA of Saccostrea echinata, 1959 nucleotides long. Its product is annotated as 3-hydroxyisobutyrate dehydrogenase, mitochondrial-like. Gene Ontology annotation, molecular function: NADP binding; NAD binding; 3-hydroxyisobutyrate dehydrogenase activity. The transcript is spliced from 9 exons. NCBI's taxonomy places the organism in Eukaryota, Metazoa, Mollusca, Bivalvia, Ostreida, Ostreidae. Gene Ontology annotation, biological process: L-valine catabolic process. The record is from RefSeq and is a predicted model, not a curated record. Gene Ontology annotation, cellular component: mitochondrion. The coding region runs from base 21 to 1064 and encodes 347 amino acids.